Dermatophagoides farinae (American house dust mite) is the source of this 1040-nucleotide messenger RNA. RefSeq names its product STE20-related kinase adapter protein alpha. NCBI's taxonomy places the organism in Eukaryota, Metazoa, Arthropoda, Arachnida, Sarcoptiformes, Pyroglyphidae. Gene Ontology annotation, molecular function: protein kinase activity; ATP binding; protein serine/threonine kinase activator activity. Gene Ontology annotation, cellular component: serine/threonine protein kinase complex. The record is from RefSeq and is a predicted model, not a curated record. Gene Ontology annotation, biological process: activation of protein kinase activity; protein export from nucleus; protein phosphorylation.
AUGACUUAUUUUAUAUCGUUCAGUAAAAAAUUGUUCACCACAAAUCUAAACGAUUAUAACAUUGGCGGAACGAUCAAUGCUCCAAAAGAAACAUUAUAUCGUACUGUUUUUAAACCACUUGAAACAACUUGCCUGUUACGGCGAAUAAAUUUAAUCGAUUCUGAUAUUGAUCUUUUGAAAAAUGAAAACGAUAUCGACCAGAUGAUCGAACAUCCUAACAUAAUCGAAAUGUUUGUCAGUUUCAUACAAAAUGAUAUGCUUUACACCAUAUUUCCGUAUUCGGAAUAUUCAUCGAUUGAUAUUCUUUGCAAGCCAUUUGGACUUGAAGAGAAAAUUAUCGUAUUCGCAUUACAUGACAUAUUGAAAGCUGUAGAUUAUCUACAUCGCAAUAAUAUUGUUCAUCGUGCAAUAAAAGGUUCACAUGUAUUGAUUUUUGGUCAUUGGACAACUUCGAACAUUAAAUUUGUUCUUUCGGGUCUUAAAUAUUCGUAUCAUGUCGAAACGGUGGAUGAAUUGAAACUAUUUAAAUAUCCGAAAAAUGCUGCCAGUUUAUUGAAUAAUCUAGCGCCUGAAGUACUGGAACAAAAUAUGCUUGGUUAUAGUUUUAAAUCGGACAUCUAUUCAUUGGGAAUUUUAUGCUGUGAAUUAGCUAAUGGUGUCGUACCAUUUGAUAAUAUGUCAUCGGAUGAAUUAUUGUUUUAUAAGAUUAUUGGCGAUAUUCCUAAACCAUUGGAUUCAUCUUGUGAAGAGAUGGCCAUCUUUAACGAACUGAUGGAUCGGUUGGAGCUUACGUUGAAACGUCGUUAUCAAAUCUAUAGGAAACGAACUUUUAGCCAAUCAUUCCAUGAUUUUACUCAAAAUUGUUUACAAUUAGAACCACUACGUCGUCCAACGGCAUGGACUUUAUUAGAACAUUCUUUCAUCAACAGAAAUUCAGAAAAUGAGAAUAAUCUUACACAAAAAAGAGAUGAAAUUUUAAAAGAAUUUUUUUCAUCGAAAUUUUGAAAACUCUGUUUAUUCAUAAAAAACGUUACAACAUG